CCCCGGCCCCCCCCCCCCCCUCCCCCCCCCCCCCCCCCCCCCCGCCACCGAGCCCAUACGAGGGCCCUCCGCGCGCCCCAGCGCCCGGCGGCAGCUCCGCCCCCUGGCCCGCUAGCCGCAGCGGACGCGCCCUCUGGCCGCCGGUUCUGGGCGGGCGGGAGCGGCGUCGGCGAUGGCGCCGACCCGGAAGAAGCGCGCCUCCUCCGCGGCCGCGGCCGCCGCCGCCGCGGCCCAGUGGAAGGUCGGCGACCUCGUGCUCGCCAAGCUCAAGGGCUACCCGGCGUGGCCGGCCAUGAUUAGCGAGCCGCAGAAAUGGGGGCUUCCUUCAACUAAAAAGAAGUUGCUGGUCUACUUUUAUGGAACUAAAGAGAUUGCUUUCUGCAAUUAUGCUGAUCUUGAGGCGUUCACUGAAGAGAAAAAGAAAUCUCUACUUGUUAAACGACAUGGGAAAGGAGCAGAUUUUGUCAAAGCAGUUAAGGAAAUAGUGGAAAUUUUUGAUUCUAUGAAGAACGAGGACAAUAAUAAGAGCGGGUUGGCCCCUGCCAACAAUAGCAGCAGUUUGGACACUGGAGGUCCCGAAGAAGGUUCUGAUUUGGCCAAUGAUAACAAGCUCGAGGCUAAUCCUGCCUCUUCCAUGGAUCACAGCAUGGCCAGUGCCCCUGGGUCUAAUAUUGCUGCAUUGGAGAGUGAACACUGUGUUGUGAACUCUGCACCUGAUGAGCCUGCUACUUCAUUUUCAAAGAAGAGGAGAAGUAAUGCUCUGCAACUAGGUUCUUGCACUCACCGUAAUCUUACUUCCCCACGGAGGCCAAGAAGUUCAUUAGGUGCUGAUCAUAGGACUCGGGAUUCUUGUGGGCCGAAUGGUCUCAAUCUGCCUCCUGUUGAUAUGACCACUGAUGAUAGGCAGGAAGGCUCUUCUCGGCUUAAAUGUAUAGGUGAUGACAAACCUAAAUCGGAUCUCCUUUCAGCUACGAAGGAUGUUAUGCUGUUCAAUUGCGGUCGAGGCACCUCAAGUCAAUCUGGAGCUUCUCUGAAUGGUAAUUAUGAGAACAAUUUGAGUUCUGCUGCAAAUAUAGAAAGUGAUCUUAAUGUUGAAGUAUGUCAAACUGUCAUGGGUAAAGAAGAUAAUCUGGAUGGGACACAAGAUCUUUCCACGAGUACAACAGUUACUUUUAAAAGAAAGCGAAGCCUGGACACCAAUGAUGUUAAUAAUUCUAUCAGCAGUGUGGUACCAAAUAUGGAUGAAGAAUUGCAGCCUAAUUCAUGUGGAAACCUGCCAGAUUCUCCAAAUUCAGGGAAUGAAGUCAAUAAGUCAGACGGAGAUGACCACUUGCCAUUAGUGAAAAGGGCACGGGUUCGAAUGGGAAGACCCCAGCUGGAGGACUCCAUGGUUGAUGAGCUUGAUAUUUCUGAUAACAAAAUAGAGUUGGCUAUACCUGUAGAUGAAUGUUAUAAACAUGACCUGUCUUCAACAGUGGGAAAGGAUCAUCCAGCUGAUGAUGUCCCCUAUCGCAUAGAUCCUUCACCCACAGUAGACCCAUCGCUGGCAUCGGGAAAUGAUCAUUCAGCUGAGGAGGUGCUUCCUGGCAUAGAUCCUUCACCCAAAGUAGACCCAUUGCUGGCAUCAGGAAAUGAUUAUUUAGCUGAGGAGGUGCUUCCUGGUAUAGAUCCUUCACCCAAAGUAGACCCACUGCUGGCAUCGGGAAAUGACCAUUUAGCUGAGGAGGUGCUUCCUGGCAUAGAUCCUUCACUCAAAGUAGACCCGUCUGCAUCAGGAGAGGUUCAGACUGCUUGCAAGGACAAAGAGUAUCAAUCAAAGGUUUUGACGUUAGAUGGAGAAGCUGCUUUACCUCCAUCUAAACGUCUCCAUCGUGCCUUAGAGGCUAUGUCUGCUAAUGCUGCUGAAACUACUGGUAAUCUGCCUGAAGUGAAUAAGCCAGAGUGUAUCCUGAAGCCUUGCACAGCGUCGAUAGGAAGCUCUCCUUUUAAUAACUCUGCAGAUGCACUUGUCAGAAGUCCAAGAUCUGCAACAACUAAAGGCCCGGAAAUAUGUUCACCAGUACUUUCUUUAGAUACCCCAACUGGCCUAAAGUGUAUGUCACAACCAUUCAUAUUAAACAAGGACUCCCCGUCUUCUGUUUCACUGGAAUUGACAAACGGUGGCAAUCAUGAUCUUCCAAAAGACAAAGUUAGCACCAGGGACGAUGAUGAUAUCUGUGGAAAUUCUCCAGCCUGCUCCUUGGAGUCGAAAGAGGCUGCCUUUGUAUCUAAGUUUGAUCAGUUGCCUAUGGGGAAAGUAAGUACAAAUGAGCUCCCGGAUCCAAUUGGUAAUUCUAGUCGAGAUUUUAGUAAAAAUAUUGAUGGAUCUGCUUAUCCACUUAGCCAUGCAAAGACUGUUGUGCCAGGUGCUAAUCACGAUUCCAAUUCCGAGCCACAAAAUAAGACAGUUUUGGCUGAACCAACAGUCAGUGUGGGUGACAGGACAAGUGCCUCUUCGUUGGUUACUAAAGUUACAUGCAGCCAGAAUGUUGCAGGCGCCCGAGCAUUUGAAGCGCAUGGUUCUUCAGCAACGGCACUGAGAGAACCGGACCACAAAAUUAACAUGAAGGAUAUUGGUUUAUCUCCUGACCCGAUGCCUAUGAAAGGACUUAUUGCUGCUGCACAUGCUCAGAAAUUCUCUCAACCAACUUCUUUCAUAGACAGUUUUUUAGAUUCCAAUGUUAUUUCUGAACCUUCCGUGAAUAUACCUUCAGUUAAGGAAGGAUCAGGUGGCCGGUGUUCACCUUCAAAUACUAUAAUAAGGCCUGCAUCAGAUAGGAUUCAUACUCAGCAGACUAGUGGUAAGAUUCUUUCUGAUAACAUACAACAGAAGAGCUUGAACAAACCAGCAGGUCAUGAUGAAGCCAGGUCAGCACGGAGGGCCUUUGAAAAUUUCCUAGGUACAUUAACAAGAACAAAAGAAUGUAUAGCCCGUGCAACACGUCUCGCUCUGGAUUGUGCUAAGCAUGGCAUUGCUGGGGAGGUAAUGGAUGUCAUCAUCGAACGCCUGGAAAAAGAAUCAAAUUUAUACAAAAGGGUGGACCUGUUCUUCCUUGUUGAUUCAAUAAUCCAGUGCUGUCGCAAUCAGAAAGGUGGAGUUGGAGAUGCCUAUCCUUCUCUUAUCCAAGCAGUCCUGCCACGAAUACUAUAUGCUUCUGCACCUCCUGGAAAUUCUGCAUGGGAGAAUCGAAGACAAUGUCUUAAGGUUUUGAAACUCUGGCUUGAGAGGAAAACGCUUUCAGAAUACAUCAUUCGUCAUCAUAUUAAGGAGCUUGAAGCUCUUAAUGAAGCAUCAUUUGGGACCUCUCGUCGUCAUUCAGGGACAGAGAGAGCUCUGAAUGACCCUUUACGGGAUAAUGAAGGAAUGCUUGUAGAUGAAUAUGGAAGCAAUACUGGUUUCCAUCUUCCAAAUUUGAUCUGCGUGAAACUGCUGGAUGAGGAAGGAAGCUCCUCUGAGGAUAGGAGCUUUGAAGCUGUCACUCCUGAACAUGAAUCUACUGGUGCUGAGCAAGGGGAGGGUUCUCAAUUGGAUGGGGCGAAGCAUCGACUUGUCUUUGAAGAAGUGAAUGGUGAUCUUGAGAUGGAAGAUGUAGCCCCAUCAUCUGAAGCGGAAGCUAGCUCUGCAUGCCAACCAGAUCUAACAGCUGCGAGGUGUACACCGACUAGUCAAAAUGUUAAUUCUGUUCCUCCACUACCUGAAGACAAACCUCCAACUCCUCCCCCGUUGCCAUCAUCUCCACCACCUCUACCACGCCCUCAGUGUCCUGUCAUUCAAGGUUCACAGGUUCAAGGAGCAUUGCAUGUGGCACCUGAUCGAGUCGAGCCAGAUACUUUAAGAAAUGUUCAAGAUCAGCACCCUCAUUCUAUUGCAAAUAAUCGAGGCAACAUGGAUCCUUGUGCGGUUCCAUUCCAGCCUCCACCGCCCUAUACUUCUGGGUGUGCAGGGCAUCCAAACCAGAUGCAUCCGCCGCCACCGCUGCCUCCACCGCCGCCUCCACCACCUGUCGCACCUUUCCAUCCUCCUGGACCCCAUGGAAAUUUUUCUGGGCCCCCAGUACCGCCCCAUGGAAAUAACUAUCACCGUCCACCAGCACCACCACCUCCGAAUAAUGCAUACCAUUUGCAGCCACCACCACCACCGCAUCCACCACCACCGCAUCCACCAGGUCCGAAUCAGUUCCCAUAUAUGCCACCUGAACACCAACAAAGAGCACAACCUUGGAAUUGUAAUCCUCCCUAUCCUGAGGGAUAUCAGUACAAUGGACAUGACAGAGGACACCCUCCAUACGAUAGGAGACAUCACUUUGAUGAUAGAUGGCAUCACUUCGACGAUAGAGGGCAACGCUUUGAUGAUGGAGGGCAUCAUUUCAAUGCCGGAGGUCCUCACUUUGACGAUGGAGCAUAUCGCUAUGAUGAUAGAGGGCAUCACUUCAAUGACAGAGGACAAAUGCACCAUGAAUCUAUGGAUAGAGGAAGGUUUCCUCCACAUUUUGGACCAGAUCCCCCGUACCCUGACCAUUUUGAAGCUUCAUCCUCCCACCAUGGGCGACCAUCGGACGGUCCACCUGGUCCAUGCACCGACUGGUCGAUGCCGCCUAGGAGAUCCAAGUAUCCUCCUGGCUCCAGACAUUCAAUGGAGCCUCCAAUGUCCCAUGAAGGAGGUUGGAGGAGGCAUGGAAGACACAAUAAUGAUAGAUUCCAUAGAUGAAGGGCCGCAGAAGCUUUGUGUCUCGACCAUGCUGAGCCUCAUCUGCGAUUAACAGUACAAUGGUUUCCAGAAGAGGGAUAAUUCCUGACAAUUUUAAUGGUUAUAGAUUUUAGUUUUCUUUCUUUUUGCCUUUGGUGGGCCGUGAAGGGGAUCUUCAUUGUCUCCAUUCAGGGACGGGCUUAGCAUGAAAUCUCUUUGCAAAAGAAGAGAUGGAACAGGCCCUGGUUGUACAAAUGUAUGUCACCAUUCUUCUGCAAAUGCAGAAACGGAAGGGACUUCAAUGGUGCGUGGAGCUGUUCUGUAACAAUCUAGUUAGCCUUACAGUCUACUGUGUUGUUGAGAAAUUCUUCACUAUUGAUUUCCAUUCAAAUAUCCCUUUUGUAAUCCAACUGUCAUUUCAAGCACCUUACUGAAACUGUCUGACAUUGUAUAUGGCCACAAUCUAGAAUGUUCUUUUU
Molecule: messenger RNA, 5205 nt
Organism: Triticum urartu
Lineage: Eukaryota; Viridiplantae; Streptophyta; Magnoliopsida; Poales; Poaceae
Product: protein HUA2-LIKE 3
Source: RefSeq, a predicted model, not a curated record